AAUAAUAAUAAUAAUAAUAAUAAUAAUAAUAAUAAUAAUAAUAAUAAUAAUAAUAAUAAUAAUAAUAAUAAUAAUAAUAAUAAUAAUAAUAAUAAUAAUAAUAAUAAUAAUAAUAAUAAUAAUAAUAAUAAUAAUAAUAAUAAUAAUAAUAAUAAUAAUAAUAAUAAUAAUAAUAAUAAUAAUAAUAAUAAUUAUAAUAAUAAUAAUAAUAAUAAUAAUAAUAAUAAUAAUAAUAAUAAUAAUAAUAAUAAUAAUAAUAAUAAUAAUAAUAAUAAUAAUAAU
Microplitis demolitor is the source of this 282-nucleotide messenger RNA. RefSeq names its product glycosyltransferase-like protein gnt13. The record is from RefSeq and is a predicted model, not a curated record. The annotation marks the transcript as partial. Lineage: Eukaryota; Metazoa; Arthropoda; Insecta; Hymenoptera; Braconidae. The transcript has a single exon.